Messenger RNA from Triplophysa rosa, 1702 nucleotides. RefSeq names its product zinc finger MYM-type protein 1-like. Lineage: Eukaryota; Metazoa; Chordata; Actinopteri; Cypriniformes; Nemacheilidae. The record is from RefSeq and is a predicted model, not a curated record. The coding region runs from base 498 to 1286 and encodes 262 amino acids. The transcript is spliced from 2 exons.
CACUUUUGUUGUAAGCGAAUCAAUAUUGUUUUUAUAUUUUUGGCCUCAUGUGAUUGGACCGUUCUUAACGCCUCUCAUUACCGCUCAGCAGAUUGUCAUUUGACUGACAGGUACUGAUUAACGUGGAAGCAAGCGAAAUUAUCUCGAGAUGAAAGAAAAUUCGGUUUUAUCUUUACAAGAAUACCCGUUCCAAAGGCGUUCGGAUUAAGAAAAAAACCGGAUCAAGGAGCUUGGACCAGAUCGACCCAACUUGCAAAUUCAGCAGCAGUCAAGUGAUCGCGGUCGAUCUUACACUCGGUGCUUUUCCGGCACUUCUUAUGGAAAACGGAGUUGGCUAGCUGGAUGCGAUGUAAGUCAUGCCUUUUAUUGUUUCCCCUGUUUGCUGUUUCAAAGUCUUGGCACCGAAACGUUGUGGACAACAACAGGGGUUUGCGAUUUAAAACAUCUCUGAUAAGUGCAAGCGACAUGAAAGUAGCUGCAGCCAUCUUGACAACGCUAUGAGGCUCCAGUUUUUUGGGAAGCUUAGCAUUGCUGAACAGCUUGAUGAAGGCUACAGUAUUGGCAUUAGAAGGCACAAUGAAGAGGUCACAAAAAAUCAACACAUCCUGUCUAGAAUAAUAGACUGUGUCAAAUGUUGUGGCGCAUUUGAGCUGGCUUUGCGUGGCCACAAUGAGAGCGAGAGCUCAGAUAACCCCGGGAUAUUCCGUGGCUUGGUCGACUUUGUUGCUUCUCUUGAUGGAGUUUUGAAAGAGCACCUCGAGAAUGCCUCUGUGUUUAAGGGAACUUCGAAAACCAUGCAGAACGAGCUGUUGGACUGUAUGUUGUCUGUUAUGAGGGAACACAUAAUCCAAGAAUCAAUCCAGGCCGACGAGACCACUGAUAUUGCCACACAGUGCCAACUUGUGCUUGUGCUGCGCUACAUUGAUGGCAAAAGCAACGUACAGGAGAGGUUUUUUGCUUUUAUUCAUCUGCAUUCAACUACAGCUGAUUCCAUCGCUACAGCACUAAAAGAGCAUCUUACUGUCAUCCUUCCAGAGGAUCAGAAGAGUAAACUCAUCUCCCAAGCGUAUGAUGGAGCCAGCGUGAUGAGAGGUGCCACUGCAGGUGUUCAAAGGAAGAUUCAAGAUGUGUAUCCAAAUGCCCAUUACAUCCACUGCUAUGCUCAUCAGCUCAAUCUAAUAAUGCAAAAGGCCACUUCUCACAUACCCAAAGUUAGAAUUUUUUUUCUAACCUUGGAGGAUUUGCCAGCUUUUUUCAAGAUCACCCAAGCGCACAGAUGUUCUUGAUAAAGUAGUUGCCCAUAGACUACCAACAUCAAGUAGUGUUAGAUGGAACUUCCACAGCCGUGCCAUCAAUACAGUGUUUGAGCACAGAGAGGGCCUCAUUCGCUGUUUUGAAACUAUUUGAGACUCAGGUGACUUUGACCCUGUUACCACCAGAGAGGCAGGAGGCUUUGCCAUGCUGCUGGAGGAUCAGGAUUUUAUUUUUUUUCUGCAACUUUUCCACAACAUCAUCCCACACGUGGACAUCCUCUAUGCCAAACUCCAGAAGAAGGACAUAGAUUCAGUCCACAUUAAGGGGAGCAUCCAGCAGUUCCAGCAGGACAUACAGAAGAUCAGAAAUUCUCUCCAUUCUCUGGUUAACCAAAGCAGUGAAGGAGCUUCUCAACCAAAGAGGCGGCGGUUGCUUAGUCCAGAUGUCC